Messenger RNA from Prorocentrum cordatum, 1167 nucleotides. The record is from the annotation of a GenBank genome assembly. NCBI's taxonomy places the organism in Eukaryota, Dinophyceae, Prorocentrales, Prorocentraceae.
AUGCCACGCUUCGGCACAUCCCGGUACUCCAUGGCGACGCGGUGGCUCCUCGGUGCGGGGCUGCUGGCUCAGCUCUGCGCCUCGGAGCUGCUGCGCGGCACGAGGUCGGGAGGCCGCCUCAAGGUGGCCUAUGCGAUCUUCGUCACCGACCUGCAGAGCCAGGACUGGCAGGACGCGAUGGCCAUCAUGGCGCACGGGCUGCAGAAGGCGAAGGCCAGGAGCAGGCACGACGCGACGGCGCUGGUCCUGGCCCCCACGAGGCUGCCCGACGAGGCGAGGGACAUGCUCUUGUCCUUCGGCUUCGACGACGUCGUGAGGAGGCCGGUUCCCGUGCCGCUCGCGGAGAUUCAGUCCGAGGUUGCGCGGAGCGAGAUGGGGCACACGCAGGGCACCGGGAAGGGCCUGACCUUUGCGCUCGAGGAGGAGACCAUCAAGUACUGGGGGAUGUCGCUGACCCAGUUCGACCGUGUGGCGGUUCUGGACGCCGACACGAUUGUUCUGGACCCGAUGGACGAGUUGAUGGAGCUCCCGGAUGACUUCGUGGGCACGUACGACCACGGCCUGGAUUGCUGUGGCUCGCGGAUCCCGCCCGUCCAGGGGGGGUUCCUCCUCUUCAGGCCAAACGCCACGGACUUCGAGAACGUCAAGGCCCUCACGCGGGAGGGCGACUGGUCCGGGGCGGGCUGGAAGAACUCGCACGUCGGGUACUGGUACGGCGGCAUAGGCCCUGAUGGCCUCCUCCAGUACUAUUUCAACAAGGACGCGCUGGAGAAGCUCCCGCCGAUCCAGAUCGAGCACAGGGAGCUUGAGGAGGGCAUCGCCAAGCCGUCCCAGCCCGGCUCGAGGAUGAAGGUCGUUGACCGAGACGUUUACGACGUGCUCCUCACAGACCGCCUCACCCGGGACCUCAAGGACCGGGACUUGGCGACCGUCGCCCGCGGCGUGAAGGCUGCACACUUCACCGGCAAUUGCAUGAAGCCCUGGAGCUGCGUCGACGUCGACCCGAGUCGCCCGGGCAUGGGGCUCUGUGAUGCCCUGCACGCGCGGUGGGGGGAGAUGUGGGCGGAGAUCGCGGCCAAGCGCCUCGGCGGCAGCCCCGCCGCAGUAAGCGGGUCAUACUGCAAGGACGGGCGUUACGUCGACCUGCCCGCUGUUCCCAAGCCGUGA